GGGAGUGUUGGGUGUGCGGCGGCAUGGAGGCGCAGGAGUUGUUUCGGCGGUUGGGUGCCGGUGCUCGCUUUGAUGUGCGGCGAUUCGGGCAAGAUGCGCGGCGUUUCGGGGUGAUAAAGGGGAGCGGCGGCAGUGUCUCGCUGGAGAGCCUCGACUUCUUCGGGUGCAAGGAGAGAGCCCCCCUGGAAUCUGCUGAGGAGGGCUGGGGGCUCGCGGGGGCUGAAGAGGAGCUAAAGGAGCAGCAGCAGCAGCAGGAUGGAGCAGGGAAAAACAACGGCGAGAUGGCAGGAAAGAGAAAAAGAACUGCAGUGUGCAGUGAAGGGAUGAAAAAAAAGAAAAAGAAACGAGAGGCAGCAUCAAUGCCAGAGUUGUCAGAAGGUAAUGGAAUAAAGUGGAUGUCCUCUCUGGAUGCAAAAUUUGAAGAUGCAAAAGACAAAAAACCUACUGCAGAAAAACUUGAACGCUUGAGAAGAGAAAAGAUAAACCGCUUCAGAAACCAACACAAGAUUACUAUUCAAGGAACAGAUCUUCCUGACCCAAUUGCCACAUUUGAUCAACUUCAAAGGGAAUACAAAAUCCACCCAAAAAUCAUGGAGAAUAUUCAAGCUGCUGGCUUCCAGGUCCCAACACCCAUCCAGAUGCAAGCUAUUCCUGUCAUGCUUCAUGGUCGGGAACUUCUAGCUUCAGCUCCUACUGGGUCUGGAAAAACACUGGCAUUCUGUAUUCCUCUCUUAACACACCUGAAACAGCCUAGGAACAAAGGAUUCAGAGCUCUGAUCAUAUCACCUACGCGAGAACUUGCCAGCCAGACACAUCGGGAACUGCUGAAGUUGGCUGAGGGGACAGGCUUCAGAAUACAUAUGAUCAACAAGGCAGCUGAAGCAGCAAAGAAGUUUGGGCCCAAGUCUUCUAAGAAAUUUGAUAUACUAGUUACUACUCCAAACAGGCUCAUUUAUUUGCUGAAACAAGAUCCUCCAGCGAUAGACUUGACCAGUGUGGAGUGGUUGGUGGUGGAUGAGUCAGACAAACUGUUUGAAGAUGGGAAGUCGGGGUUCCGAGACCAGCUGGCCUCCAUCUUCCUGGCAUGCACGUCCCACAUGGUGAGAAGAGCUUUGUUCAGCGCAACCUUUGCACGUGAUGUAGAGGAGUGGUGUAAACUCAACCUUGACAGUGUUGUUCUGGUGUCCGUGGGAGCACGAAACUCUGCAGCGGAGACGGUAGAACAAGAGCUGUUGUUUGUUGGAUCUGAGACAGGAAAAUUAACAGCAAUGCGAGAGCUCGUUAAAAAGGGUUUUGCUCCUCCGGUCCUUGUUUUUGUACAGUCUAUUGAGAGGGCUAAAGAGCUUUUCCAUGAACUUAUUUAUGAAGGCAUCAACGUGGAUGUCAUCCAUGCAGACAAAACUCAGCAACAGAGAGAUAAUGUAGUACACAGUUUCAGAGCUGGGAAGAUCUGGGUGCUUAUCUGCUCAGCCUUGCUAGCUCGAGGGAUUGACUUCAAAGGAGUGAAUAUGGUCAUUAAUUACGAUUUGCCAACGAGUGCAGUGGAAUACAUCCACAGGAUAGGUCGUACUGGAAGAGCAGGGCACACAGGAAAAGCAGUCACUUUCUUUACAGAAGACGAUAAACCUUUAUUAAGGAGUAUAGCCAAUGUGAUUCAGCGAGCUGGCUGUCCUGUGCCAGACUACAUAAAACACUUUCCCAAACUGCAAAGCAAACAAAAGAAGAAGUUCAUUAAGAAACCAUUGACAAGAGAAUCCAUUUGUACCACCCCUGAGUGCUUCUUAAAAAAGACCAAAAGAAAAAUGAAAACUACAAAGGAAAAUACUAAGGACAAAAAGAAAGUUAAAGCAGCUAAAAAUAGCAAUAACUUACAGACUGUUUCAAAAAGCUGAGUAGCAACAGACUAUGUGUGAGCUGGGGCUGACACCUGUGUCCGUACUGAAGAACAGAAGAAUGAAGAUAGCAGCAAAAGAGGAGAAAAAUAUUUCUUAUGUUUCCUUUUGGGUGAGGAUGGAUGUUCACAUGCAAGAACGUCUCUACUGAAAUACCAGUAGAGGAUUCCAGAAUGCUUCUCAUAGAAGCUGAAGAGAGUGCUCUUGCAGUAAAUGCCUUGUAUUUCUGAACAAUAGUUCAAAAAUAGCAUCUGUCUGUGUUACUCUCACGUGGUUUGGUAUUACUCCUUGGAAAUACUGUCAGUUCUGUGUUCAGAUCAUCCCUAAUGUGUUUGUCAGACUUCCAGAAGAUUCAGUGGCAGAGAACACACAGCUUAGUGUUUGGCUUGAUAAAUGCAGCUGUCAAAAGACUUCCCUGGACACUAAAAAAAACCAAACCAACCCCACUUGUACAUGAAAAUAAAGCCUUGCUCCUUCUA
Messenger RNA from Grus americana (Whooping crane), 2371 nucleotides. RefSeq names its product DExD-box helicase 52 (gene DDX52). The record is from RefSeq and is a predicted model, not a curated record. Gene Ontology annotation, cellular component: 90S preribosome. Gene Ontology annotation, biological process: maturation of SSU-rRNA. NCBI's taxonomy places the organism in Eukaryota, Metazoa, Chordata, Aves, Gruiformes, Gruidae. The transcript has 15 exons. Gene Ontology annotation, molecular function: RNA helicase activity; nucleic acid binding; ATP binding. Bases 24 to 1892 code for a protein of 622 amino acids.